Molecule: messenger RNA, 1743 nt
Organism: Trifolium pratense (red clover)
Lineage: Eukaryota; Viridiplantae; Streptophyta; Magnoliopsida; Fabales; Fabaceae
Product: F-box/LRR-repeat protein 4-like
Exons: 1
Coding region: 1-1743 (580 amino acids)
Biological process (GO): SCF-dependent proteasomal ubiquitin-dependent protein catabolic process
Cellular component (GO): SCF ubiquitin ligase complex
Source: RefSeq, a predicted model, not a curated record
AUGGAUGAAGAUUUAUAUUUGCCGAAUGAGUGCUGGGAAUCUAUCCUUAAAUUUCUCAGCGACGGCCAUGGAGACGACAACCACUACUACUUUCAAGCUCUUUCCGUCGCUUCUAAACAAUUCCUCUCUAUCACCAACCAUCUUCGAUUCUCUCUCAAUAUCUAUGGUCCAACUCGCCCUUUCAUUCACCGUCUCUUCAAAAGGUUCACCAAUCUCACAUCCCUCGACCUCACCUGCUUUGACGGUGACCUCGACGCCCUUCUUUCUCAAAUCUCUUGUUUCCGGUUGAACCUCACGUCUCUCAAUCUCUCUGACCAACCAGCCAUUCCCACAAAUGGUUUACGAGCUUUCUCUAAAAAGAUUACAACUUUGACCUCUUUAAUUUGUUCUAAUAUUGAUUAUAUCUAUAACAGUGACCUCACUCUUAUAUCUGAUUGUUUCCCUUUACUUGAAGUACUUGAUCUUAGUAACAGUAACCCUUUCCAUGUUGAUUUUGACAUUACGAAUGUUGUGGUAAACGCAAUGUUAAUGGCACUUCCUAAACUCCGCAAGGUUAAUUUCUCUCGUUAUAAUUCCUCUAUAAACGACUUAUCGCUUUUACACUUGUGUAAGAAUUGUGAGUUUCUCGAAGAGGUUAUCAUGCUGAAAGAAGGCCUAUUCUUAACUCAACACGGCGUUGCUUCUGCCAUCAGUGAGAGGACAACUUUGAGGUCUAUAUCCGUUAUAUGCACAUCAUAUGAUGACAACAUUAGUUCAUACUUUAUUGACUCGCUGGUUAACUUGAAAUGCUUAACUUGUCUUGAUUUGUCGUUUUCACGUAUCUCAGAUCAGUUGCUUUCGUCUAUUGCAAUGGGAGGUCUUCCUUUAACAAGGCUUGUGCUCCAAAGUUGCACCGGUUAUAGUUAUGAUGGAAUCUUUUCUUUGUUAUUCAAGUGUCGAUGUAUACAAUAUUUGGAUCUUCAAAAAGCUGAGUUUCUAACUGAUCACCAUGUUGUCAAGUUAUCUUUAUUUCUUGGAUAUUCGGUGUCUAUAAACCUUAGUUACUGUAACAUUCUCACAGAUUCAUCCUUGUUUGCCCUCGUUAGAAAUUGUGCUUCACUUAGUGAGAUCAAAAUGGAACACACUACAAUCGGGAGAGAGAGUGUAGGGAAACUGUCUAAAUCUUUGGUGGAUUUCGGUGUAAGCCCUCAAUUAAAAUCUCUCCAUCUUGCUUCCAAUUCAUGGCUAAGAGAUGAAAGUAUCAAAAUGUUUGCUUUCAUUUUCCCCAAUUUGCAACUGCUUGAUUUGAGGUCUUGCCAUGGCAUAUCUGAAGAAGGUAUUUUUCAUGUUCUAAGGACAGGUUGUAAGAUUAGACAUUUGAAUUUAGCCUACUGUGUCGGAGUGAAGUUGCUUGGAAUGAACUUCGAAGUUCCUAAAUUGAAGGUGUUGGACUUGUCAUAUACACUUGUCGAUGAUGAAACACUCUAUAUAAUUUCAAAGAAUUGUUGUGGGCUUUUGCAACUGGAACUGAAAUGUUGUUAUCAUGUCACAGAAAAGGGAGUGAUGCAUGUGUUAGAUAACUGCACGCAACUGAGAGAGAUUAAUCUGGGAUAUUGUCCUAGAGUGCAUUAUAAUAUUGUAGACAAGAUGGUAUUGUCAAAGCCAUCAUUGAGAAAGAUAACAGCUCCACCUUGUUAUUAUUCCAAUGAAAAAAAGGCGGAAUUCUUCUCUCGUCAUGGAUGCCGUUUGAAAGUGCUUUACUAA